CCGCACAAGGCCGAACCAGAGCUCAGAUCGACCACUAAGGUCAGCACGCCCUGGCGAUGUUCUCCGGCGACAUGGCUGAGCGGUGGAGGGAGCUGCACGGCAGCGACCACUGGGAUGGCCUGCUCGACCCGCUCGACGUCGACCUCCGGCGCUGCCUCAUCAACUACGGCGAGAUGAUCAUGGCGACGUACGAGGCGUUCAUCGCCGAGCGUCGGUCCCCGAACGCCGGCAUGUGCCGGUACCGGCGCGCCGACCUCUUCCGGCGCGUGGAGGUGUCCCACCCGGGCUGGUACGCGGUGACCCGGUACAUCUACGCCACGGCCAGCGCCGACGUGCACGGCAAGGUGCUGCUCCGGCCGCUGUGCCGGAACGGGCGCGCAAGGGAGUGCAACUGGAUGGGGUACGUGGCCGUGGCCACGGACGAGGGCGCGGCCGCACUCGGGCGCCGGGACAUCGUCGUGGCGUGGCGCGGCACGCAGCGGGCGCUGGAGUGGGUGGCCGACCUCAAGCUCGCCUUCGCCUCGGCGGCCGGGAUCCUCGGGGCGGAGGGCGCCGACGGGUCCGAACCGUCGGUGCACCGCGGGUACCUGUCGCUGUACACGUCCGCGGACGAAGGCUCGGAGCUGAGCAAGCAGAGCGCCAGGAUGCAGGUAUUGACAGAGAUUGCAAGGCUGAUGGACAAAUACAAGGACGAGCAGACCAGCAUCACGGUGGUCGGCCACAGCCUGGGCGCCACUCUGGCCACGCUCAACGCAGUCGACAUUGCCGCAAAUUACUACAACAAAUCCGCCCUCUGCACGGCCGAGAGCCGGGCGCCGGUCACCGCCGUCGUCUUCGGCAGCCCUCGCACCGGUGACCGCGACUUCCGUGACAUCUUCCACCGCCUCCCAGAUCUCCGGAUGCUCCGUGUCCGGAACCGGCCGGACCGCAUCCCGCUGUACCCGCCCAUGGGCUAUGCCGACGUCGGCGUGGAGCUGCUGAUCGACACGCGCCGCUCGCCGUUCCUUAAGCCCCACGGCAACGAGUCGCAGUCGCACGACCUCGAGUGCCACCUGCACGGCAUCGCCGGGUGGCAAGGGGAGCACGGGGAGUUCAUGCUGGUGGUCGACCGGGACAUCGCGCUGGUGAACAAGUUCGAUGACUGCCUCACCGACGAGCACCCCGUGCCGGUGGGCUGGAAGGUGCACCACAACAAGAACAUGGUGAAGGGGCCCGACGGGUGGUGGGUCUUGGAGGAUCAUGAAUCUGACUACGAAGAUGGAGGUGACAACUUGUAGGAGGUUAGGGGAAAAGCAUAUGAUUUGGACGUUGGAUGCUGUUUUGCCACUCCAUGCCAUGGCAUCUCUGUUGCUACCUUAGGAUCGUGAUAACGUGUGCUCUUUUUCUUUAUCAAUUUCUUUAUUUUCUUGAUUUUUUAGUAUUUGAACCAAUUUCAUUUCUUCCUCUCUAGUCAUCUACUCCCUCAGUUCCAAAAUAGAUGACCCAACUUUAUACUAACACUGACAGUUUUACUUCA
This is a messenger RNA of Triticum aestivum (bread wheat), 1516 nucleotides long. RefSeq names its product phospholipase A1-II 2. NCBI's taxonomy places the organism in Eukaryota, Viridiplantae, Streptophyta, Magnoliopsida, Poales, Poaceae. The record is from RefSeq and is a predicted model, not a curated record. Gene Ontology annotation, molecular function: glycerophospholipid phospholipase A1 activity. Gene Ontology annotation, biological process: lipid metabolic process. Bases 57 to 1277 code for a protein of 406 amino acids. The transcript has 2 exons.